Molecule: messenger RNA, 638 nt
Organism: Paramuricea clavata
Lineage: Eukaryota; Metazoa; Cnidaria; Anthozoa; Malacalcyonacea; Plexauridae
Source: the annotation of a GenBank genome assembly
AUGGAGGCAAAUGUGGUGCAUGUGGAGACGAAUAUGGUAUCAGCAACCCCAGGUAUGUCUAUCCUGGCGCCUUUGCAAAUCAACCACCAAUUGUCAAGACCUACACCGAAGGAUCACUGAUUGAAGUGACUGUGAAAAUAACAGUCAAUCAUAAAGGGUAUUUCAUAUUCCGCGUAGCGCCAUUGGUUAAUCCACCGAUCACGCAAACAGAUCUGGAUAACACCAUGCUGGAACUGGAGAAUGGUGACCAGGAAUGGAACCUGGGUGAUACUGGCGCUGGUGAUUAUACCAUCACACUCAGGCUACCCACGGGAUUGUCAUGCGUCCACUGCGUACUUCAAUGGUGGUAUACCACCGGGAAUAAUUGGAAGGGGCACGAACCAGAGACAUUCGUCAACUGUGCUGAUAUCAAGAUCUUGCCUGCAACCAACCCACAGACAGGCACAAACGAACCACCUGUCACUGCCCCACCCGCUACUACCCAACCCGCACCACCCGAGACCAACCCAACCGCACCGCCUUCCACUGCCCCACCUUCUUCAGGGUGUUAUGCUGUAUCGCCAACAGCGACUGAUGCUUGGUGCACUGCGAAUUGCGCAGCUGGAUACUGCCCUGCAUCACAUUGCGCCUGCAGUUAA